CUUCUGCUGCAGAUCCAUCCUUAACCCACUGGAAAAACUUUCAGAGAGGUCUCAAGACAAUGGAGACGACCACCACCCCUUUCUAUCAAAACAAUACAACGAAUGCAUCAGAACCAAAUGGGUCUGAUGAGUAUGCAGGGCUAAGAAAGUCUCUUAACAUCAUGUCUCUCAUUGUUUACUGCCUGGCCUUCGUUCUUGGUGUGCUCGGUAAUGGAGUGGUUAUCUGGGUGACCGGGUUCAAGAUGAAGAAAACAGUUAACACAGUUUGGUUCCUCAACCUUGCUGUGGCUGACUUCCUCUUCACAGCAUUCCUGCCUCUGGGUGUGACAUACAUAGCCCUGGGUUUCCACUGGCCUUUUGGUAACUUCAUGUGCAAAUUUUAUGGUUCUUUAACCUCCCUGAACCUUUUUGCCAGUGUCUACAUCCUGGUGGUGAUCAGUGUGGACAGAUGUGUGUCUGUGGUGUGGCCCGUCUGGGCCCAGAACCACCGAAAUAUACGCAAGGCAUCCUACGUGUGUCUGGGUGUUUGGGUCCUGUCUCUGAUUCUCAGCAUUCCAAACUUCAUCUUCAGGGAUACUGAACAAAUAAAUGAAAUCAACCUCUGCUUCAACAACUUCGCUCUGUCAGAUGAUUAUGAAACAGAAUCUGUGCAACAGUUACGAAGCUUUCAUCAUCAGGCUGUUAUCAUCACCCGCUUCAUCCUGGGAUUUGUUGUCCCCUUCACUGUCAUUGUCUCCUGCUAUGCUGUGAUAAUCCAUCGUCUGAGGAGGAACAGCACCCUGCCCAACCAGUCAAAUCGACCCUUUAAGAUCAUCGCUGCCGUCAUCAUCACUUUUUUCCUGUGCUGGGCUCCUUUUCACAUCGUGACUCUAAUUGACAUGGUCAAUCACACAACUGAACAUUCAAAUGAAACAUUAUUCCAUGUCGUUGCUAUCGGUGCCCCUAUAGCCACCAGUCUGGCCUUUUUGAACAGUUGCCUGAACCCCCUGCUGUAUGUGUUCAUGGGUCAAGAUUUCAAGGAUAAAGUCCGCAAAUCCAUCCUGAGGGUUCUGGAGACGGCCUUCCAAGAGGAGGAGACACGCUCUCACACUGACACAAAGUCAAUGGACAUCAGUCACAGCAAUGACAAGUCAGCUUUAAAUACUGAGGUAUAAGGCUGUCCAUGACAGCAGGAGACAACUACUGAAACAGUACAAAGAAAGUCAUUUUGAGUUUGAAUCCAUGGCUAAUCAAUCAAGUCUAUCAAAGAGCGGUUUGGUUGCGGUGCCUUUUGUGGGCUAAACCAUUCUCUUUGACCCACCGUAGUAUCUUCAGUCUGUACCAUAACAGAGCUAAAAGGAUCUAUAGAAGACCAUUUCCAGGGAAAAAUGACCUAGCAGUAAUUUAAAAAUACAUGUUACAUAACUUAAUAGUUGAACUUGUGUAACAUGAACAGCACAAAAGAAAAAACGUUAAUUUCCCAACUUCCCCCCCAAACCCAACUUAUUUCCACUGAUGCCAUCAUGUGUGAAGAGGAACUGAUGCUGAUGAACUUCAGCUGUUACGUGUCUGCUCUGCUGCAUGCUUUGAUAGACGUUAUUCAGCAUAAGGACAGGCUAAUGUGAUAAAUAGAUAUGUGGCUGGCUAUGAGAUUAUUAUAGUUAAAGUAGUAGCUGCAUUGUAAAGCUUAGUUUGAUGUUUUGAUCAAUGUUAGUUAUUUUUUGAGGGGAUAUGUAUAUGAUCCCAUUGUGAUUCAACAUCACAAUGCUAAAUCACAAUAUACUAUAUAUACGUGGACAUAAAAGCUUUGUUCUAAUGAAAGGAAGGUUAAAAAAAUUUAAGAAAGAAAACCAUAUAACGUUACAAAACUCUGCCUGCAGUCUCACUCUCUAUGCAACUAUCUAAAUAUAAAUACUGUAACUAAAUACAGAGAGAAGAAUGUUUGUAUCUGUCAGAUACACUACCCAUCUGAUGUAACACCAUUCAAAUGAAACAUGACUCAGCAGUCAUUUCAAAAUUUCAUAUUGCAUUAUUUUAUAGUUGUUGUGUAACACGAGCACCAAACAAUGAAUUUUGUUUGAAAAUUGAACUUUUUUUUUCCAUCUUUCACACAGACUUUGAUGAACAUUGUUUUAGAAUAUAUUGACAAUACACUCUUACCCAUAAAGUUGGAAUAAUUUUGUUUUUAGACACAUUCCUCUUUUUAUUGCUAUUUAUACACAUCAGUGAUCACAUUAGAAGAGACUGAUCAAUAAAGUUUUGAGACGAUAUAUCAACGAUAUCUAUCAAGAAUAAAUCACAUUGUCACAAUCAUUUCAUGAUAAGACGUAAAAUAUAUUUUAUUCCAACUUUGUGGGCGACAGUGUAUAAAUGCUGGCAAAUCACCUUUUGCUGUACGUCAUAGUAGGCUGUAAACUAAUGGAAUAUAUUUUACCGAAUACAGAACCUACAAAGCAUUAUUUCUGUACUGCUAAAAAAUCUACAACCAUCCAUCUACAACUACGCAUCUCAACCCAACCGCAGUCACAUGACAGCCCUCACAGAAAGCAUUUGUUGGCCUGUAUGGUCAGUGUCACCACACUCUGAUGGUUGUGGCAUAAACGUUACAUUGGGUGGUGGUCUAAUAAAUUUGUUAAGCACUGUAUGUCAUUUGUUUUACUGUAAUCAUAAAUGAUGGUGACUGUUAUUUCAGUUGUACACAGCUCAUCAUUACCACAUAAUGUCACGAAAGAUUAUGCCUGGAAUCUCUUUCUCUAGUAACAUACAGUAGGCAUUUUGUGCCAUGGUCAGAUAUUAUCAGUAAAAUUUUACAUCCUUUCCUGUUCUUCUAAUAUUCUCAGUUGCGUGAAUUUUGUGAUAAAUGUCAUCAUUUUAUCAGUGAAAUGGUUUGGACAUAUGAAAUCAUUUUGAGCCUUCUCUAUAAUUUUCAAAGUAAUUUUGUGUAUGUGUAAGUAUUGCCAGCACGCCUGUGCUUGUUGCACUAUUAAGCUGUUUGGAACCUAAAACUAAAAGCUGCACGUCAUAUGCGUUUCUACAUUUCUGAUGAAAUCGACACAGUAUGCUGACAGGAAGGGACAUGCAGAUAGCUGAUGUUUUUGUAAUUCAUCUACUACUGAUAUGAUGAUAGCAUAAUGACACACUUGUUGAAUGACUGUGGUCAUGAAUAAUUUAAUAUGUAACAUGAACCUGUGUAUAAAAGCUAAUUCUAAUGUGUAGUUCACUCAAGUGCAUCUCAGUCUAAGGACAGUAAACAUCUGAAGGAAAGACAAAGGAAAAUCUGAUUAAGACCUCUAAACAGGAUCUUAACAGAAGGGAAUGCACAGAUAAUCUAGAUCAGUGAAAUUACCCCAGAAUUCUACUAUUGUUUUGGAAAAGGAUAUAUUUUUAUGUCAGACCUGUAGGGUUGCAUCUAUAGAGGCAGCAUAGUCAAUGUGUCCAUCUUUCAAGUGCAAAGUGGCAAAGGAGGAGCAGUCUGCUAUUUUAUAAAGCCCUCAGUAAAUGAUACAUGGUGUCCUGACUUUCUUGUAACGUGGCACUGAGUGAAGGCGGGGGGCAUUCAAAUGUGUAUAUUUGUGCAUAUUUAAGUCAACAGCAUGCAGUAAUGUGCUGCAGAACUGGAUGCUUCUCAGACCAGGGAUCAUAAACUUUUUGAAGGAAAUAAAGUUUGUUUUCAGUAGUUUUUUUGUGCCAUUGUCAGGUAUUAUCAAUAAAUUUCACAUCCUUUCCUGUU
Messenger RNA from Toxotes jaculatrix (banded archerfish), 3709 nucleotides. RefSeq names its product chemokine-like receptor 1. The transcript has 3 exons. The record is from RefSeq and is a predicted model, not a curated record. Gene Ontology annotation, biological process: inflammatory response; complement receptor mediated signaling pathway; positive regulation of cytosolic calcium ion concentration. Lineage: Eukaryota; Metazoa; Chordata; Actinopteri; Toxotidae. Gene Ontology annotation, molecular function: complement receptor activity; G protein-coupled receptor activity. Gene Ontology annotation, cellular component: plasma membrane. Bases 60 to 1154 code for a protein of 364 amino acids.